Rotaria sordida is the source of this 564-nucleotide messenger RNA. The record is from the annotation of a GenBank genome assembly. Lineage: Eukaryota; Metazoa; Rotifera; Eurotatoria; Philodinida; Philodinidae.
AUGGAUAAUCAAUUUGUUCUACGUCGUGCUGAUAUAACUGACAUUGAAGCAUUAUCUCAACUUUAUCAAAAAACUUUUCAAGAAACAUUUAUGGAAGAUUUUUCAAUUCCAUAUUCUGAAAAAGAUCUCGAUUCUUAUUUUCGUUCAUUCGCAAGUCCAGAAAGUUUUGCAAAGAAAAUAAACAAUCCAAAACGAGCUGUUUGGGUAAUCGAAGAUAGCACAAAUUGUGAACUUGUUGCUUAUGCCAUAGCUGGUCCUUGUGAUGCUGUUGAUAUUCCUCAUCCUGAUAUUUGUUCAAAUAAAGAUGGAGCAAUUAAUCUUUUGUAUGUUCGACGUCAUCAACGAUCUCAUGGAUUCGGUCAACAAUUGAUGAAUGUCAUUUUAACAUGGCUGGAAGAACAGUAUCCCACAGGAUCAAUAUGGGUGACUGUAUCGUCACAAGAUCUCAAGACACAAAAUUUUUAUACACACUAUGGUUUUAGCAAAGUCGGCGAUUUCGAUUCUUCUAUUGGAGAAUGGAAAGAUCAUAAAUUUAUUAUGAAACGUCAAACUGGUAUAUCCUAA